Molecule: messenger RNA, 2766 nt
Organism: Eurytemora carolleeae
Lineage: Eukaryota; Metazoa; Arthropoda; Copepoda; Calanoida; Temoridae
Product: two pore potassium channel protein sup-9
Exons: 17
Coding region: 69-1706 (545 amino acids)
Biological process (GO): potassium ion transmembrane transport; stabilization of membrane potential
Cellular component (GO): membrane
Molecular function (GO): potassium ion leak channel activity
Source: RefSeq, a predicted model, not a curated record
UAUGUUACUAUGUUGGAAAAAUAGAAAUAAUAUGACUAAAGGCUAGCUGGGGAGGAAGAAAGUAAACAAUGAAAAAGCAAAAUGUUCGAACCAUCAGUCUUAUAGUUGCUACAUUGACCUAUCUGCUGAUUGGUGCUGCUAUCUUUGACAAGAUAGAAAGUGAGGAGGAACUAAACCAAUCUGUAGCUUUAAAAGCUGAAGUCCCCAGUGUUGCCCUGGUGGAUUUCUUGUUAAUGGAAGAAGCAGUACUAUUAUAUAAACCUUACAAGGCAGGAAAACCCUGGAAAUUUGCUGGUUCAUUUUACUACGCUACAACAGUGCUCACCUCUAUAGGCUACGGACAUUCCACACCUAAAACACCAGGAGGAAAAAUAUUUACAAUGAUUUACGCAACAAUUGGUAUUCCUCUUGGUCUAGUCAUGUUCAAUUCAAUAGGUGAACGGUUGAAUAAAUUUAGCUCUCUCGUUAUAAAUUCUUUACGAAGAUCCUUCAAAACCAAACAGGAGGAAACUACGGAGGUUGAUUUGAUCCUAGUGGUCAUGUUUCUGUCCGCCAUUAUUAUGGGCACUGGUGCUACAGCAUUCUCGCAUUAUGAGGUGAAGACGACAUGGUUUGGGGAUCUUGUUGCACUACAGCAGGAUAAUGCUCUAGAGGAGAAACCUGAAUAUGUUACUUUUGCCCUCUUCUUUAUCAUGUUUGGUUUGGCUGUUAUUGCAGCUGUACUUAAUCUCAUGGUUCUCAAGUUUAUGACAAUGAACACUGAGGACGAAAAAAGAGAUGAGAUUGAAGCUAUUCAGGCUGCGCGGCAUUCUGUGCGCGUAGAGGGAGAUGUUAUCAUCGGUGAUAUACUUUCUGAUCCAAGGUAUCGUGAGAGUGCGAUGUCAAACGACGGAGAUGAUAUUAGAAGUGUUUGUUCUUGUAACUGUACCUCAUGUAACCCAUUCUUCUCAAAACAAAAACCAGGAGGACGUGUAUCUCCACCAAUAAACUAUUCUGAGUAUCUACCAUCUCCCCCUAGAUCCAGACCCUCUUCAGUUCAUGAUAUGAGAUCUGUAAGAUUGCAUCCGAUCAACUUUAAUGGAGAAACUGAAACAGCUCCUGCCAUAGUUAGAGAUACAUCUGAAUAUCCAUCUUCAUCCAACCCUGCAUACAUGAUCAAUCAACCAGCAUUCUCAAUACAAUACCCGGCCAACCUUGUUCAUCAUCCUCUUCAUCCUCAAUAUGAUCUAGUUCAUCACCCACUGCAUCAGCAGGCUCAUUUGGAUGCUCAGAACCAAAGCCGACCUCAUAUUCUGCACAAUCCUUUGCUAACUUUGCACAAUCCGCCAGAUAGUCAAUCCUUUAGUGAACAUCCACCCAUAACACUAUAUUCUCCGCCCCAACUUUACCAAACCACCUUUUCUACACAUCAGCUCAACAAUAAUCCGCCGCACAUCAUCGCAUAUAGUCACGGAACCAGUGAUUUAGCCAGAUCCCAUCCUCGUAUCAUAACUCCUGAAGGACAUUUUUACUUGUAUUCUUCUACAGAUCCUGUCCUAGAUUGGUCACUCAGAGAGCAGAGCAGCUAUUUAGGACAUAGUCAACAAACUAUAGGACUCAACACUCAAACUUUACAAAGACACUCCAGCUCCAGAAGUAAAGCUGGAUCUGGAGCCAAGAGAGGUUCUGUAAAAUCUAAAUUCAGUAGCAGUCGCCUCUCAAUUUAGUUUAAUUUCACCCCAUUCUAUUCUCUACAUCAGUUUUUACCGCACAACAUAACACCAUCGAAAAGAAACAAUAACAUUUAGAUUACCAUGGAUACGCACAAAAUAGAGCACUUUAAGUUAAUUUUUACUUUUUUACUUUUACUUUAUCAAUUGUUUUCAUACCUUAGCAACUAUUUAGUUCUUUACUUUAUCCAUUGUUUUCAUACCUUAGAAACUAUUUAGUGCAUUACUUUAUCCAUUGUUUUUAUACCUUAGAAACUAUUUAGUGCAUUACUUUAUCCAUUGUUUUCAUACCUUAGAAACUAUUUAGUGCAUUACUUUAUCCAUUGUUUUCAUACCUUAGAAACUAUUUAGUGCAUUACUUUAUCCAUUGUUUUCAUACCUUAGAAACUAUUUAGUGCAUUACUUUAUCCAUUGUUUUCAUACCUUAGAAACUAUUUAGUUCUUUACUUUCUCAAUUGUUUUCAUACCUUAGAAACUAAUGAGUUCUUUACUUUAUCCAUUGUUUUCAUACCUUAGAAACUAUUUAGUUUUUUACUUUCUCAAUUGUUUUCAUACCUUAGAAACUAUUUAGUUCUUUACUUUAUCCAUUGUUUCCAAAUCAAGAAAUGUACAAUGCUCAAAUCACUUGUGUAAAAAAAUCAGUUUUCAAAACAAAACGUGCGUUUGUCAUAAAUAUAAUACCUGAUACAGAUGUGAAUAGAAUAAGCCUCUUUAUUGCAAUGAGGAUCACUCGAAAUUAAGUUUACGGUUUUAUGAAAACGACUUUUAUCAAAUAUGACAAGGAAUUUAGUUUUUGCCACCAAUUAUGAUGUUCUUGUCCAUAUAUCUUUGAAAACCUUUGUCGUAGGGUUCACUUUGAAUAAAACAAGAAUAAGUUUUUUUUAAUAAUAAUGUGUUAAUUUGAGCUAAAAUAUUUCAUUUUUUAAUUAAAAAAGGUUGCCAUUUUUAUUCAGAAAAACUUGUUUCAUUCUCUGAUAAAUAUUCAACGAGGGAAGGAAGGCCAACCACAACAGAUUCCCGUCCAAGCCACAUUCUCCUCAUUUUCUCGUCCGAGCCA